CCCCCCCCGCGGCCAUGGCCGGUUGCUUCUGCCGGGCGUCGCUGCGCUGAGGAGGUGCAGCCUUGCCCCUCUUGCCAUGAGGAAAGGCCGCUCACGGGGGGAUAAAGCUGGGCCCUCGGCGCUCCAGGCCCCCAGAAGGCUGGAGCAACCCGCCCGAGCCCCCAUGGAUGCCACCGAGAGAAGAACUUCCCCAGCGGCUGGCGGUAGGAGAGAUACUGAAGCGGGUCACGGUAGCGCCGCCUGCAGGGAACCGCCCGAGAAGGAUGUUACAGCAGAACCAAUUUCUUUGCGAUGCAGAAAGCUCAGUAACCCUGACAUUUUUUCAUCAAAUGGGAAAAGUAAACUUCAUCGUCAACUGAGCCAAGAUGACUGCAAGCUGCGAAGGGGUAGUUUAGCCAGUUCUUUGUCAGGAAAGCAGUUGCUUCCUUUAUCUACUAGUAUGCACAGUGGAGUGGGGCACUCAUCAUGGCAGUCAGCUGGAGAGCCUUCCAAUUUGGUCCGCAUGCGAAACCAGUCACUGGGACAGUCUGCUCCGUCUCUUACAGCUGGUUUGAAGGAACUCAGUCUCCCUAGAAGAGGAAGUUUCUGUCGAACCAGUAAUAGAAAGAGUUUGAUUGUGACUUCCAGCACAUCUCCAACACUUCCACGGCCACACUCUCCACUUCAUGGGCAUGCAGGUGGAAGCCCAUUGGACAGUCCCAGAAAUUUCUCCCCAAGUGCACCUUCUCACUUUUCCUUUGUUCCUGCCCGUAGCCAUGGACACAGGGCAGACAGGACAGAUGGCCGUCGCUGGUCCUUGGCUUCCCUUCCUUCAUCUGGAUAUGGAACAAACACUCCUAGUUCAACUGUUUCAUCAUCAUGCUCAUCUCAGGAGAAGCUGCACCAAUUGCCUUUUCAGCCAACAGCAGAUGAACUUCAUUUCCUGACAAAGCAUUUCAGCACAGAGAGCAUCACUGAUGAGGAAGGACGACAGUCUCCAGCCAUGCGCCCCCGAUCUCGCAGCCUCAGUCCUGGCCGUUCUCCUGUGUCCUUUGAUAGUGAAAUAGUAAUGAUGAACCAUGUAUAUAAAGAAAGAUUUCCAAAGGCCACGGCCCAGAUGGAGGAACGGCUGACUGAGUUUAUUAUAUCUAAUGCACCAGAGAAUGUGCUGCAACUAGCUGAUGGGGUCCUAAGCUUUAUUCAUCAUCAAGUUAUUGAGUUGGCCAGAGACUGUCUGGAUAAAUCACGUGAAGGACUAAUUACUUCUCGGUACUUUUAUGAGUUGCAGGAAAACCUUGAAAAACUCCUACAAGAUGCCCAUGAACGAUCAGAGAGCUCAGAGGUGGCGUUUGUUACCCAGCUGGUGAAAAAGUUAAUGAUUAUCAUUGCACGGCCUGCGCGCCUGUUAGAAUGCUUGGAGUUUGAUCCAGAAGAGUUCUACCAUUUGCUAGAAGCUGCUGAAGGCCAUGCCAGGGAAGGGGAAGGAAUUAAAUGUGACAUCCCUCGUUAUAUUAUAUGCCAGCUGGGCCUUACCCGGGAUCCCCUGGAGGAAAUGGCCCAGUUGAAUAGCUAUGAUAGUCCAGAUACUCCAGAGACAGAUGAUUCUGCUGAGGUAAAGAAUCGUGGAGCCCAUGUGCAAGCAAAGAAAACUCCUUCUGAAGAGGAAUUUGAAACCAUUAAGCUAAUCAGCAAUGGGGCUUAUGGGGCAGUGUUCUUGGUGCGCCACAAGAGUACCCGCCAGCGCUUUGCAAUGAAAAAGAUCAACAAGCAGAACCUCAUUCUGAGAAACCAGAUACAGCAAGCUUUUGUGGAGAGAGACAUCCUAACAUUUGCAGAAAACCCCUUUGUAGUCAGCAUGUUCUGCUCCUUCGAGACAAAACGCCACCUGUGCAUGGUCAUGGAAUAUGUGGAAGGAGGAGAUUGUGCAACUCUCUUGAAGAAUAUUGGUGCUUUACCUGUUGAUAUGGCAAGGAUGUAUUUUGCAGAAACUGUGCUGGCAUUGGAAUACCUCCACAAUUAUGGCAUCGUUCACCGUGACCUAAAGCCUGACAAUCUUCUGAUAACAUCAAUGGGUCAUAUCAAGCUAACGGAUUUUGGCCUUUCUAAAAUUGGCUUAAUGAGUUUGACAACAAACCUGUAUGAGGGACAUAUUGAGAAAGAUACUAGAGAAUUCUUGGAUAAGCAGGUGUGUGGGACUCCAGAAUACAUUGCCCCAGAAGUGAUCUUGAGGCAGGGUUAUGGCAAGCCUGUGGACUGGUGGGCCAUGGGAGUUAUCCUGUAUGAGUUUCUAGUUGGCUGUGUUCCUUUUUUUGGUGACACACCAGAAGAGUUAUUUGGGCAAGUUAUCAGUGAUGUAAUUGUCUGGCCAGAAGGAGAUGAAGCUUUACCACCAGAUGCACAAGACCUCAUUGGUAAACUUCUCUACCAAAACCCUCUGGAAAGAUUGGGAACAGGUAGUGCUUUUGAGGUGAAACAACAUAAGUUCUUUAAGAACUUAGACUGGAAUGGAUUACUGAGACAAAAAGCAGAAUUUAUUCCACAGCUAGAAUCAGAAGAUGACACAAGCUAUUUUGACACACGUUCUGAGCGAUACCAGCAUUUAGAUUCUGAGGAAGAAGAAGAAACAAAUUAUGAUGAUCAUGUGGAAAUUAGGCAAUUUUCCUCGUGUUCACCAAGGUUUAGUAAGGUAUAUAGCAGCAUGGAACGUCUUUCCAUCCAUGAAGAGAGGAAAACACCACCUCCCACCAAGCGCAGCUUGAGUGAAGAGAAGGAUGAUAGACUGGACAACCUUGCUGGCCUGAAGAGUCGAGACCGCAGCUGGGUGAUUGGGUCACCUGAAAUAUUACGUAAACACCUCUCAGUAUCCGAAUCCUCUCACACAGAGAGUGACUCCAGCCCACCAUUGACUGUCCGUCGACGUUGUUCAGUGCUUUUCGACAUGCCCCGCUUUGCCAUUUCAGCUGAGGAGGAGGGAAAAAAGAAACAGUUGGAUGGGAUACCACUCCCUAUUGCACAGCCACGAGAAGGACUUCCUCUACAAAUUCCAGAACAGCCUGUAGAACGAGAACUCCAAUUAGAUGAUGAUGAUGGAUUAAAAACACCUUCUUCUACUGUCAGUAAUGUGAGCAGCUCAACAUUGACAGCUGGGAGCACUGCAGACUUAUCAGAUCAACGCACUCGCAGUAAUAGCAAUGAAGGACCAGAAUUUACUGCUCCCAGAGCCACAAGUGAUUUGGCAGUGCGGCGAGCUCGCCAUAGGCUACUCUCUGGGGAGUCAGGGGAAAAACGAACUUCACGGCCUGUCAAUAAAGUGAUUAAGUCAGCAUCAGCCACAACCCUCUCCCUCCUGAUUCCAUCAGAACAUCACACAUGUUCCCCGUUGGCUAGCCCAAUGUCACCUCAUUCCCUCUCCUCCAACCCAUCUUCGAGGGAUUCCUCUCCUAGUCGAGAAUUUUCUCCUGCUGUAAUAAACCCCAAACCGCCAAUCAUCAUCCACCGAGCUGGGAAGAAAUAUGGCUUCACACUUCGUGCAAUCAGAGUCUACAUGGGAAACAGUGAUAUCUACACAGUGCAUCAUGUGGUCUGGCACGUGGAAGAAGGUGGCCCUGCGAGUGAGGCAGGUCUGAGAGAAGGAGACUUGAUAACCCAUGUUAAUGGAGAGCCUGUCCAUGGAUUAGUGCAUACUGAAGUGGUGGAAUUGAUCCUGAAGAGUGGCAGUAAGGUAUCCAUAUCAACUACGCCCUUUGAGAACACAUCAAUCAAAAUAGGGCCAGCUCGAAAGGCCAGUUAUAAAUCCAAGAUGGCUCGAAGGAACAAGAAAAGCAAAACCAAAGAUGGGCAGGAUAGUAAGAAGAAGAGCUCUCUAUUCAGGAAGAUUACCAAGCAGGCUUCUCUGCUGCACACCAGCAGGAGUUUAUCUUCACUCAACCGUUCUCUGUCCUCUGGGGAAAGUGUCCCAGGUUCACCUACUCACAAUCUCUCCCCUCGUUCACCUACACAGAGUUACCGAUCUACUCCUGAGUCUGGACAUUCAGUUGGUGGAAAUUCUUCUCAAAGUAGUUCACCUAGUUCCAGUGUUCCUAACUCUCCUGCCAGCUCAGGACAUAUCCGACCUAGCUCUUUGCAUGGGCUAGCACCAAAGCUUCAACGACAAUAUCGAUCCCCAAGACGUAAAUCCGCAGGAAACAUUCCACUUUCACCACUUGCUCACACUCCUUCACCAACCCCACAGUCCACUUCACCUCAGCGAUCUCCUUCUCCUUUACCAGGGCAUUCACUUGGCAGUUCAAAUAUCAUGCAGUCUUUCCCUGUAAAGUUACAUUCUUCCCCACCUCUGGUCCGACAGAUUUCAAGGCCCAAGAGUGCUGAGCCUCCAAGAUCCCCUCUGCUGAAGAGAGUCCAGUCAGCUGAGAAGCUGACCUCUUCUCUGUCCUCAGAAAAAAAGCUGUCCUCUUCACGUAAGCACAGUUUGGAUAUUUCCUAUUCUGAAUUAAAGAAGGAGAUGCUCCAGAGAGACCCAGGUCUCCAAAGUUGGCAGGAAUCAGUGAAUGAAGCUAUAGGAGGUAAAGUUGGACUUGCAGAAAAAGGUACAUUGCAGAAACCUUCCAGGAAACUGGGUACCAUUCGGCAAGACAGGGUGGAGAGAAGGGAGUCUUUGCAAAAGCAGGAGGCCAUCACAGAGGUAGAUUCUUCUGAAGAUGAAACUGAUGAAGGGUCAGAAGAUAGUCAAGAUGGGAAAAGAUUGGACAGGCCUCCUUUCAGCAGAGACCACCACACUGCUGAUCCUUUUGUUGCAGAUGAAAAAAAGCAUUCUUCAGAUUUGGAAAGCAAAGAUAGUAUAGAAGAUGAUGCCUUUCUUCCUGAGGAACAAAAAACUGAAAAUUUACAGGAAGGGACAAAUCAGCAACAACCAAAAGAUGUUGCAAGGUCACUGCAUACUGUCACAGAUGAGUCACAACCUAUGGUUUGUAUAAGAAUUUCUCCCAUAGGACAAUGUGGUGGCUGUGAAACAGUUGAAAUAUCUGGAACCUCAGCAAAGUCUUUACGAGGCAAUAUCCCCAAACUUGUUUGUCUAAAAGGUACCAGUUUUGAAAACACUAAAGAUUCAAAGGAAACUCAGAUUAUUCAGAAAAGCAUAGACUGUCCAAAGCAGGUGAAGUGCCUCCCAGUGGGACUCCUACAGCUUGGUCAAGAUGAUUGCUCAGGGUUGGCAAGUCGCAAAAAUAAUUUGAAGGAAUCUGAUUCCUCAGAAACCACUUUUGCAUUGUCUGAAGAUACUAAUUCUUCAUUAGCACUUUCUUGUUCUUGCAUAACUGGCAUAAGCGCUCUUCCACUAGUAAGCCAAAUGGACUGCAAAGGUACAUUUCAGAAGCAAGAACUCCAGUCUACCAAGGACAGAAUCAGUAUUCCAAAUCUGGCAAAUACUAGCAAAAUUUCUGCACAAAAGUCUCCUCCUCCUGAAGAACGGCCAGGGUUGUCCUCUGCAGAGGAAGUUUCAAAACUUACAAGUCAGGCAAGCAAUAAGAACCAGAGUCUGUGAUGCCCCACAAGUGCUCCAAUUCCCAUGCUUGGUGCCCCAGUGGAAAGUAGAAAAGCAGACUAGUGAGGUAAUUUUAAAAUGGGUGCAAAAGGUAUAUUGGACAUACUGAAUUUUAGCAUGUCUGGUUCAAAGAUAUUAGAAAAAACAAGUGAAGACUUCCCUCAGGAGUUGUUUUAUGCAGAAGAGUGUGUGUCAAAGCAACCAACGCUGAAGACAUUAGAGGAAAGUUCAAGGGCCAGAAACAGCCAAAGCUUUCAGCAUACUUGGUCUCAGUAAAAUGUGUGGUUGCUACAUAGAGUCAGAAAACCCAGUAGUGUCUUGGAAUCUAGUGUGUGCAAUGGGAGCGAAAGAAAAGCAAGGUCUUUUGGCACCUGAAACUUUGGAGAAUAGGUGGCAAGCACCUUCAUUUGAAGAUCAGCCACAUGGCAUUACAAAGCUGAACAUGAAAGUGUCUUUGGGACCAGAUAAUACUGUGAGCCCCUAAGGAGACUGCUCCAUUGCCAGGAAAAACCAGAGACUGGAGAUCAAUCACAAGGAAAGAUGUUCUGUUGUCAGAAAGCAGUGAUGUGAAGAAAACAUAGCAGCGUCUCUGUAUUCUGAAAUAAAGACAGCACUAGUAGAACACAAAUUUAAAACAGAAAACUUGUACAUCUUAUUUUUUGUAGAUUUGUUUUUCAUACACUUGCCUUUUUCAUUUUUGCAAUUCUAUUUUUGUACACGUUUGCCAUUUAAUGCAUCUUCACAGGCUAUCUUUAAGCAAGAUUACAAAAUAGUUUGUGAACUUCCCACCUGGUUUCCUCCCACCCCCCCACCCACCCCACCCCCGAUAUUGGAGCAUCCUAUUCAUUUUCCCCCUUGAAUAGUUUGCGUUGCCUUCAAAAUUCCUGAGAACUACAUUUGAAAAAUAAGGCAGCUCGCUUGAAAGAUGCCACGUUUUGACCAAUUUUGAUUUUUAGUCCUUGAUUCCAAAUUUUUAGAUAAUUCAAUACAUCCUUAAUGGCUGACUCUUCUGAAAUUCUUAUCAUAUUACAUAUCAUACAUUAUUCUACCUAAGAGGGUAACUUCAUAGACCACCUUGUGCAGUAGAACUGUAUUCUUUUAAAAAGAUAAACUUUAAAAUCUUUUUUCAGUUGAAAUGCCCGGAAAACAAAAAAACUUCUCUUGCUUUUUCUAUUAUUUUAUGUUGUUUUGUUAUGUUGUUUUAAAAGUGUGAUCUUCUGCCUUUAAUACUGGUGCCUUAUCGCCUUUGUUCAGAAUGGGCAAUAAUCUAAAAAGAGGCUCUGGAUGCUUAAAUUACUAUAACUGCUAGUGCAAAGUAGACAAGGUACCAGGAUGAUUUCUCAACCAAGCAUUUCAAAUUGGUAAAAAGCUGAUGGGCCUUCUUAUUCAGAAGAGAGUGUGUAUGGAUUUAACCCUUUCUCAGCAUGCCAUUUCCAGUCUCUUUGGAGGUGCUGUUUGCUCCACUGCAGGCCUACAUGUCACCUGCACAUUUUCCCAAUAGCAUCAAUAGUAACUCCCAAGUGGGCAUUUGAAGUCAAGCAAAAGUUCAACACAUACAGUGUCACAGCCCUCAUAUAGGUUGGUCCUCACAGAUGCUCAUCAGUGAAAAAUACUUGAUCCCAUAAUGGUUCUCCCAGCAGCUCACCUAGUUCAGCUGUUUGGAGAAAAGCAGCAUCCUAGCCUGGUCGGAGACUUUGCUGGAGGAAGUGAGCUUUUGAGACCUCUACCCCAUCCUGCCUUGUGUACCUAUGUUGCUAUGGAAACAAUCAGUAUCCAGCAAAAGUUCUCAUUGGUGGGAAUUAAUCUUCACUGCUUCAUAAGGGAAAGUGGAUGCUUAAGUGAAAUAGUUCUGUUAUCUACAAUGCCACUUUCCUAAGUGUAAGCAUUCUGUAAAGUGGCCCCUGAAUUGCAUAGGUGAACUAUAAACAAUAUGAACCAGAUCCCUUUCUGCAGUUUAAGCUAUUUAUGAUUUUUCAAAAUGCUUACAUUUUUAAAGUAACUUUUUGAAUGUUCUGUGUUGUCUGACACCCUCUGUAGUUCUUGUGUUUUUAAUGCCAGCUAGCACUAUAACAAUGCACUGAUCAAUACACAGCAAAACAAUAGCUGAAGUAUUAUAAUUCUGUUGCUUAUUGAAUCUAAUUUAUUGCUUAUGGGAAAACAUUGGCUACUUCCAUAAACCUCAAAAUCUUGGGAAUUUAACUUACAGCCAGGCCUAAUGGAAUACUGUAUGUCUGAGCACAGAAAGUAAUUAUUUAUAAAGUUUGCUGAUCUGCAUAGAUAGGAAGGUGAUUGUAUGGUGACUUUAAUAGCCCUCCAGGGGAAGCACUGUAGUUAAUUACAAUGUAGCUUCAUUAUACUGCCAUGUGUUCUGAUACAAAGGCUCUUCCUGCCCAAUAUCUCCUUAUGUAUUUUUUCAAAAGGAACAUGUUCUUACAAUCAUUCAUAACUCACAGUGAUCACAUUUCAAGUGUCUGUGUUUAUUGCCUAGUUUCUUCCCUGAUGUUCCUCCCCCUCUCCCCGUAAGUUUACCCAAUUCUCGAAUCUUUGGCUGCAGUUCUGGACCAAGUUAUUUUUAGAUUUGCUGUUCUUUUUAUAUUAAUCACUGUUUACUGGGUGUGUGUCUGUGAGAGAGAAAAUAAAAUGGAAUGAGGUGUGCCUUCAAGUUACAACACUAUAACUUAAGGUCUAUUGGCUUUCUCCUAUAAUAACUCAAAGUUUCAGUAGUGAAAAAUUUUCCAUGAAUAUUUCUCACUACUUCAUUAUGUGAUAUGCUAAUAUCCUUCACCUUGCCACCAGUGCAGAAACUCUAACUUUAAGCAAGGGAAUCUUUAAUAAAUCAUUAAGUUUCCUUCCAUCCAGCCAGAUCUGUCUCUUGCCAGCCUUUGCUGCAUUGUCCUUGAGACAAAGGUAAUUGAGGCAUCAGUACACUUUUAAAUUUUGGAUAAAUGAAUUGCUACAGCUAAUAUGGGCUGAUGCCAGAGCUACUUAGAAAUACAUUAACUUGAAUACCAUAAAAUAUUAAAUGUCAUGAUUUCCAUUGUAUAAAUUUGAGUCCUGGAAUAAAUAAUGUAGCUUCAAACAUAUUUUACAACAUUUGUAUACAUAAAGGCAACCAAAGGUUUGUAUCUUUAGUUUAGCCAAAUAAAACAUAUUAGGCCACCUCAUGUGUAUAUUAUAGAUGCCACUUAAAUGAUGCCUUUUAGAUAUGCUUCUUCCCAUUACCACUUACUAGGAAAGUUCUGUUACUGUUAACGCUUCUGGAAUCCUUUGUUUCAAAGAGAUCUGACAAUCAUGAGGUUUCCAAAGGCAAUAUUAUGAUCUUACACACUUAAGUAUUAUCAGGAGGUGGUAUGAAAGGAUGAAGUUGAAUUAAUGUUAGAAUGAUGAGGGGUAGGUGUUAGUGUAAGUUUUUAAAGUUCGGAUAGGAUCCACUCUAUAAAUAUACUGCACAUCCAGCUAGCAUAAAAUUCUCAUUUUUACUCAGUGAAUGAAAGUGAUCAGAGAAUUGUAUAGGUUAUGAGAUAUGUGUAGCUAUCCAAGCAUUUUGCUUUCCCAGUUUCUCUUCUUUUAGUUUGAAUGCAUAUUUAGACUUUACCUUUUCUUUUGCUCAUGCAACCUUUAAAAUUUUGGUAUCUGGUUGAUGGAACUCCUCAACAAUAAUUCACACCAUUAAAUGGUGCAUCUAAAAUCACCAAAUUGAUAUUUAGUGUAAAUAUUAGAUUUUUCUGUUGUUAAAAACCACUCCUAUGGAAGGAUUUCCAAGAUCUUUUAGUGUUCAUUAUGGUACAAAAUAAGACUCGCCAAGAAGCAGGGUAAGAGGAAACAACCUGUAUGCUUUUUCCUCAUUAGCACUGAAUUAAGGUGUGAUUUGGAUUUGCUUCUUUUUUUUUUCUUCUGUGAGAAGAGGAUGAAGUCUUUCUCUGGUUUUAUCUUACUGGACGUGAAGGAUGAUGCCGUACUUCUAGUAAAUGAUUUUACAGCUCUCUCUGUGUUGUUUACAUUGUAUUUUUGUUUGUUAUUGUUCUGGAGGCUGGGAACACAGCUUUCAGACUUAGUUUCAAUUCAUGCUAGUGCCAUUUAGCACUUGACUAGCAGAGAGGAUUAUGUGGGAUGUGUUAUUAGAAACUUGAACAACUGUCACAUAAUAGAGGUGCAAUAAUUUUUAGUCAUAUUGUACCUGCAUGUUGAUGUUCAAAUAUUACUCUGAAAUACACUUCAUUUUUUUAAACCUG
This is a messenger RNA of Eublepharis macularius, 9750 nucleotides long. RefSeq names its product microtubule associated serine/threonine kinase 2 (gene MAST2). Gene Ontology annotation, biological process: peptidyl-serine phosphorylation; intracellular signal transduction. Gene Ontology annotation, cellular component: microtubule cytoskeleton. Gene Ontology annotation, molecular function: microtubule binding; protein serine/threonine kinase activity; ATP binding. The transcript is spliced from 30 exons. NCBI's taxonomy places the organism in Eukaryota, Metazoa, Chordata, Lepidosauria, Squamata, Eublepharidae. The record is from RefSeq and is a predicted model, not a curated record. Bases 77 to 5518 code for a protein of 1813 amino acids.